Engraulis encrasicolus (European anchovy) is the source of this 4252-nucleotide messenger RNA. RefSeq names its product ring finger protein 208 (gene rnf208). NCBI's taxonomy places the organism in Eukaryota, Metazoa, Chordata, Actinopteri, Clupeiformes, Engraulidae. Bases 2156 to 3235 code for a protein of 359 amino acids. Gene Ontology annotation, biological process: protein ubiquitination. The transcript is spliced from 2 exons. Gene Ontology annotation, molecular function: ubiquitin protein ligase activity. The record is from RefSeq and is a predicted model, not a curated record.
GCCCAGCAGCGAGAUGGAGAGAGACACUCACGGCCACGACAAGGAGAAGAAGGACCCCGCGUGACAACAAGAACGAGGGAGAGGUCGGCACGGCAACACAACAAAAGGCGAAGAAGUGGAAACGAAAAGAAAGACAGGAAAUAUUGCAACAACAAAGGGAGACCUGGAGAGAAGAGAGAGAGAAAGCGUGUGACAGGCGGAGAGGUACCCAGCUCCAUGCAACAGCAGCGCUCGCCACCGCUAACCAGGCUGUGACGCACUCUCUGCUUUCCUCUCCUCUCCUCUCCUCUCCUCCAUCUUCUCUCGCCAUCCCUCCAUCAUCUCGCUACCUAUCCGCCCACCAAGCGCUCUUACCCUUCCGCAGGCAGCGUGCAGCCUCAUCCCUCGCUCUAUCCUGUCUCUCUCACACACCACAUACACACACACACACACGCACGCAGAAGACACACACGUACAGAGACACACACAAACACACACUCAGCAGCGCUCUUGUGCAACGGCACCAACUGACAUCCUCCCUGCAGAAGAUGGACGUCUGUUUGGCUUAGCUGGCCAAGUCUACACCUUCCCAACUCAACACCCAGCACCAGACCAGACGCUUGCCAAGGGUGCGAAAUCACACAGGAAUCCACUACGCGUACAGACCAGCGCAGCCCCUGCAAGCACCAUUAGGAUAAAAUACUAAAAGCCUAAAGCUUAAAAGCCUGACACCAGCCAUAGAUCAGGACAGGUACCAGAGAGAAGAGGAGAGGAGAGGAGAGGAGAGAAGAGGCACUGAGCAAUACAAAGAGGAGGAUGUAAUAACAGUUACAGGUGACGUAAUCAACGAUACUACCUAAAGGCAUCGAUGAGGAUGACGAAGACGUCCCAAAUCUAUUGAGUAACCUCCUAUCUUAUCACAGGGUGUCAGCCACGAGUGGACUGCUUUUAGAACCAUUCCAGAACGUUCCAGCACCUGUGCAAUCGGGUCACGUCUAAAUCGAGAGUCUCGUUAUCGAGGACCAGAGGUCAGAGGUCAAGAGAGGCCAGUAUCACCACGACGACGACAACAACCCCCUGAAGAUACGACACAGGAGACCCUUCUGCAGCAUCUAUUCCAGUCUGUGUCUCCUUUUAGACCUCUCUGGACUAUCUAUCUAGCUAUCUCCUCCACGACGUCCAGAGGAUAUCCAGACCCCUCCACAGCGUCUGUCCGCCUGUGUGUUCUGUUUGUCCUCAACCUGACAGACACACACACACACGCUGUGGCCUCUUUUAAAAUCCCCCACCUGACUGACGCACACCACACUGCACUCGCUGUCAGUCUCUGGCUUGGGCCUGAGAACAGGAAGGAAGCUGUGGAGAGAGAAAAGAGGACUGUCCUCACCACUCCACUUCAUCAGACUAUAUUUGUUGCUUUGUUUCACAGCGCAAAAGCUCGGCCGCUGUGGUUAGCGCAGUGCUAGCUAGUGUUGAAAGCCUCCGACGAGACUUCCUCUGUCGUUACAUAGAGCCAUGAUCUGUGUCUGGACGUGCUACACACACAUAACCAGCUAAACAUAUCUGUAUCUGUAUCUGUAUCGGUACUCUCAGACACGUAUCCUUUCAUAGCUGUAUCGUCAUUAGGUGCUGUUCUGCGGUAAGCAAUCUACUGUAGAGAAGUGUAUCGUAUCGUCUCUGGUACAGAGCUAGUCAUUGAAGAACUUACAGCAAAACUAAGCGUCAAGAUUUACACAUAUACGCCUGAGAGCCACCAUCAACCAGAAUAAGCUAGCCUGUCCUGAGCUGGGCUGAACCAUCUCAAGAGCAUAUCAGGACUGAACCAUCUCGGCGAGUGCUAAAGGGGUGUUUGUGGUACUGGUGAUACCCCAUUCUAAUUCCACCAUCCACCCCUCCACCACAGUUGCCAGUAGGGGGGUGUCCAGCCAACGAAAGAGUGGGUAAUCAUGGAUACCACCGGCCGUCCCCACGUGCCCUCCAAUGGCUAAGCCUGAGUGGCGAACGUGGUCUGUUUACUUCCUGCUCUGCCAUCCAAUCAGCAUCCAGUGAGGCAAGAGCCUCGAUAUCAUCAGCUAGAGGGGUACGCUGGUGCUGCAGUCAAACUAGGAAGAUCUAAAUACUCUCUCACACACACACACACUAUUGGUUGCCUAGAGACCCGUUACCUCGGUGACGGAUGUCUUGCCUGAGGCGCCAGCCUGUCGCCAUCCCCAUGGAUACGGUCAAGAUCAUCCAAUCGGAGAAGUUCCCGCGGGAGUGCCCCGUCCCGGUGACACAGCCCCGCUUCGCCCCUCCCCCGCGCGUGGCGUGGGACGGUGGCGGCCGCGGCGGCAGCCAUGAGGGCGAGGUCAUCGUGAACCAGGCGUGCAGCGACCUCACCUGUGGCGACCUCACCCUGGAGCUGGAGCUCACGCGGCCCACUCACAAGCCUCCGCUCCCGCCCCCCCAUCAUCACCAUCAUCAACACAACCACACCCACGGGCCCCCUCCCCCGCGACCUCUCGUCUCCCCGCCCCACGUCAUGAUGCGGAGAGAGCUGACUGGUCUGGGCGGCGGGACCGGGGUAGCCAACUACCUAUCGCAGCGCAAGAACAGCCUGGCAGGCGGCGGGGUGGGGGGCGGCACCACGACUACCCUGGGCCACGUGAGCGUCAGCAUGUCCGGCGGCCACCAUCACCACCACCACCCCCACCACGGCGCCGACAUCUGCUACCACCAGCUGACCUACAAGAUGGACGACGUGAUCGUCAACCAGUACGUGCUGCGCUCUGGCUCCACCUCCUCGGGCUCCUCCUCCACCUCCUCCACGUCGGCCUCCUCGUCGGCCUGCUCCUCCUCGGGCGGCCCGGCGCUGCUGCCGCCCUCCUGCGAGCCGCUCGACUGCCCCACCUGCGGCCACACGUACAACUUCGCCGGCAAGCGGCCGCGCAUCCUCUCCUGCCUGCACUCGGUGUGCGAGGAGUGCCUGCAGAUCCUGUACGAGUCCUGCCCCAAGUACAAGUUCAUCUCCUGCCCCACCUGCCGCCGCGAGACCGUCCUCUUCACCGACUACGGCCUGGCCGCGCUGGCCAUCAACAGCAGCAUCCUCAGCCGCCUGCCGCCGGACGCGGCCCACGGCGCCCAUGCCGGCGGACCCGGCGCCGUGCAGUGGGGCGGCGACCCCGACCGCAGCUGCUACCAGACCGUGCGCCAGUAUUGCCAGUCGGCGUGCACGUGCCACCUGGUCAACCCGCUGGCCGCGUGCGGCCUCAUGUAGUAGGGGUGAGGAGAGAGAGAGAGCUGGAGGACUGAAGAAACAUGGAGAGAGAUGGAGAGGGAUGAAGAGAGAUGGAGAGGGAUGAGUGAGUGAGUGAGUGAGUGAGUGAGUGAGUGAGUGAGUGAGUGAGUGAGUGAGUGAGUGAGUGAGUGAGUGAGUGAGUGAGUGAGUGAGUGAGUGAGUGAGUGAGGGAUGAGUGAGUGAGUGAGGGAGUGAGUGAGAGUGAGAGAGGGAUGAGUGAGUGAGUGAGUGCAUGUGCCACUUGGCCAACCCGCUCUCUCAGAGCUUGUGGCAUCAUGUAGGACAAGGAUCCAGGCCAGUCAGAGAGAGAGAGAGAGAGAGAGAGACAGAGAGAUUUGGGGAUAUGGAUGAGUGAGUGAGUGAGUGAGUGAGUGAGUGAGUGAGUGAGUGAGUGAGUGAGUGAGUGAGUGAGUGAAUGAGGGAGUGAGGGAGUGAUGCGGUAUUGCCAAUCGGCCUGCCAUCUCGCCAACCCCAUCUCCACCUGUGAACGACUGCAUGUGCGUGUGCAAUCUCCAUCUCUUUCUCCCUCGACCCCUGCAGCAUCACGAUGGACCAGAGAGGAGUGAUGAGACAAAAAGAGAGAGAGAGAGAGAGACAUUGACAAACGGAGAAAGAAGGAGAGAGACAGAUGGAGUGACGCCUGAAUGAUUGCGAUGGAGUGAGAGGAGUGAGAGGGUCGAGCUUUGGGAAGAGGGUAUCUGAGGGAUAACUGGGUGAUGAGACUGUUGGACUGCCGUCGUUGCCCGGGACGAUAUUCUGUCGUUACCGGGACAACGCGCUGUCGUUACCCGGACGAUAUCCACCAUCCGUGCCCCACCCUUCCCCUUCCCUCCCUACCUCCCUCCGUCGCCACAAACUCCUUCAUAUAGACCCUGUAUCUACCAAAAGAAAUGCUCCUGACCACACACACACACACACACACACACGCAAGCGCGCAUGCACACAUACGCACAUGCAUAUUGUACUGUACAUACAUACAUAUGCGCACACUCUCAU